This is a messenger RNA of Mesorhabditis spiculigera, 2214 nucleotides long. The record is from the annotation of a GenBank genome assembly. NCBI's taxonomy places the organism in Eukaryota, Metazoa, Nematoda, Chromadorea, Rhabditida, Rhabditidae.
AUGGGAGCUGAACCGAAGGUUGCAGAAGAUUUUGUCGCAAAGAUGCCGGCAGAAUCUGCGCGAGCGUUGCUGCAGGGCGGGGAGAUCGAAGUUCUACGAUGGGAGGAUGACGAAAUUGCACUACGCAUGGCGGCUAACCAUUCGCGACUGCCCUGGGAUGAGUUGUCGGAACAGGAACGAGAGGUGUUCGGCGAGGUCGAGACAAACGAAGCACACCGCUCAAUGUAUCUUUUCAUCCGAAACAGAAUUCUUCAAAUGUGGGUGCUUGAGCCGAAUGUCGAGACUCGCCUAGAAGAUGUCAGAACCCAGAUGCCAUACCCUUAUAGAGAUUGCCUUCCACUACAAAAGAGGAUACACGCCUUUCUUGUGAGAUACGGCUACAUCAACUUUGGUCGUUACUGUCCUCUGACACAGCCGAUGCUGAAAGUUCCGACGAAGGUAUUGGUUAUUGGAGCUGGCGCCGCGGGGAUGGCAGCCUAUUCUCAGCUGACUACCUUUGGGUUUGAUGUCCAGCUGCUCGAGGCAAAGAGCGAGGUUGGUGGGCGAAUUCAAUCAUACUACGACCAGCGCGCUCGCGCCUCCGCGGAGCUAGGAGCGACAUGUAUCCGCGGAUUCGCUGGAAAUCCGCUCUGCAUCCUUGCGCGCCAAUCGAGGGUCGUCUUGAAAGAGUUGAGUGGGUCCGAAACCCUGUACGACGAGAAGGGCCAGCCGCUGAGCGAUAAGCUAGAAAAGAUCGGCGCCGAACUCUACGAGAAGCUGCUCGCCACUGCCGCUUACAUAACAGAAGAGAAAAAGAUCACUCAUUUUGGCGGUUUCGAGUUAUCUCUGGAAGAUUUGGUCAAGAAAUUGCAACAACUCAUCAAGCUCGGUCAGACUGACAACGCGAUGGAGUUUUGGGUGAUGGGCAAGGAGGUGGUGAGGAAACGAGCACAACUUUACGAAGAACAAUACCUAUGCAAGAAGAUUUGCGACGAAUUGAACGAGAAGAUUGUGGCUUUGGAAGCUGAGAGAAAGCCUUCUGGGAACGGCGCGGUUGACCUUGAGCAGGAGAUGAUCAACGACAUCCUUCUACGGUGCUACCGAAAAGACAUUAGCGACGCAGUCUCGAAGUACGAUAACCUUGCGAAGCGACGGAAGGUGGUGGACGAAAAACUGCAGAAUGUGAGAACGAUGGAUGGCGGUGAUGUUUUAAUCAACAACGAACAGCAGCAAUUGGUGCAGCACAACUUGGCAGCGCUGGAGUGGGCGACUGGCGCGCCGUUGCAUAAACUUUCCCUACGGCACUGGGACCACGAUGAUCCGUUUGGGUUGAAGGGAGCCAAUCUCAUUCCCGAGCGCAACUUCCGCGAGCUGCUCGACACGCUCACGUUCAAGAAGAAGGAGCAAAUCCGGUACAGGCACGAGGUCAAGGAAAUUCGCUGCACAGAUGCUGGCUGUCAAGUUGUCGUGCAGAGACCACAAGCAGGUGCGCCUUGCGUGUCGGAGACGGUCACCUUGCAUGCGGACGCUGUCAUCUGCACAUUCCCGAUUGGUGUACUGAAACGGUCGGUGGAGCCUGCCAGUGCUGAUCCGAAGAAGGUCGCACCUAGGUUUACGCCCGAACUUCCUGAAGCUAAGGUCGAUGCGAUCCGAAAACUUGGCUCUGGCAUAGUAAACAAACUUUUGUUGAUCUUUGAUCGUCCAUUCUGGGAGAGUCAAAUCCAACAAUAUGGUUAUUUCGGCAUGAUACCGAAAGCCGAAGCGAGCGGCUCUCGAGGAGAAUUUUUCUCAUUCUUGGUUUGUAAUGAUACGCCCGCGCUCAUUUGCCUGCUGGCUGGCGAAUCUGCUGAAUUGCCUUCCGGUACGACGACUCAACACCUUGUCGCGAAGGCAAUGAGCAUUUUGCAGAAAAUUUUCGGUUCAGUGACCCCGAAAGAGCCACUGGGCGUCAGACUGACGCGAUGGCACGAGGAUCCCUACGCGCAGUGCGCUUUCAGCUACAUGGGAAAGGAAUCGCAUCCUGAUAUGUAUGACGAGAUCGCGAAGCCCAUAAUUCCGGAGGGUCCUGGUGGAAAGCCACGCGUCUUCUUUGCUGGUGAACACACACAUAGACGAUACCCCGCCACGGUACACGGCGCCUUUUUGAGUGGCCAACGCGAGGCCGCCAAUGUGGCUGACACAUUUCUAGGCCGCCCCUUCGCCAAGGACUACACGCCCGUCUGUUUUGACAUUGAA